GAGUAAGGAGAGAAAAAGAUAACACGUACCAUGGAGGGUGCUGACAAAGAUGUUGCAAAUGGAUCCAAGGAAACUGGAUUGUCAAAAAAGCUGAAAAAGAAACUGGCAAAGAUAGAAAAAUCUCUUUCGUUGAAAGAGAAGCUCCAGUUGACCGACUUCCCGACCAAGGUGCUCUGUGUUCAGAAUGGAGGACUGGGAAAUGAUGUGUGUCAAGAGGAACUGAUGGCAGCAUUUUCUCCCCACGGAGCUGUGGACUGCGUCAUCAUGUUACCUCGGAAGCCGUACGCUUUUGUGUGUUAUUCAGAUUGCUCUAGCGCGAUGAAGGCCUUCCAGCACCUCAAUGGUCACACACUGAAACAAGGAAAAGACCCAUCACAAAAUGUCAUCUUGUAUUUGUUAUAUGUAGAGAGAGCCCCACCCAGCGUUGUACCAUCAUCAGAGCGACCUCCUGGCCUGCAUAUCCUUGAGGAUUUCGUCACGAUACAAGAAGAGGCUUCCCUCAUUGAACACUUCAAGUUCAACAUUGAGGAUUCAGAGGGACAGAAAGAGUGCGGAGUGAUGAAACAUCGGCAAGUGAAACAUUUUGGCUAUGAGUUCAAAUAUGGCAUCAACGACGUGGACAUUAAUGACCCACUCCCAGACGGAAUUCCCACCAUCUGUAAAGGUUUCCUGGACAGAUCCUUGGCAACAGGUCUUGUCCACUUCUUCCCUGAUCAGCUGACAGUGAACCAGUACAAACCCGGCCAAGGUAUUCCCCCUCAUGUUGAUACGACCUAUGCAUUUGAAGACGGGAUCGUGUCGCUGAGUCUCGGCUCACAGGCAGUGAUGGACUUCCGUCACCCGGACGGGCGACACCUGAGCGUGGUCGUCCCUCGUCGUAGUCUCCUCAUCAUGACGGGGGACUCGCGCUACGUCUGGUCUCACGGGAUCACACCGAGGAAGUCGGAUAUUGUUGCCACACCCACCGGCUGUGGCCUCACCUUGGUGCACAGAGACACGCGCCUUUCCCUCACCUUCAGGAAGGUCGUGAUGGACAGAAAGGAAGAGGGGAAGAGUGUGAUUGAGGCUCUUUUGCCGGAGACGGAGGGUCAGGCUGUGGCCUUGGAGAAAGAGCAUGUGCAACAGGUAUAUGACGACAUAGCGGAGCACUUCAGCGGCACGCGCUACAAACCCUGGCCUCGAGUGGUGGACUUCCUGCAGGAGCAGCCUCCCCUGUCUCUGCUGGCUGAUGUCGGGUGUGGCAACGGAAAAUGUCUGGGCGUGAACAAAGACUUGUUUGAGAUUGGCAGCGAUUUCAGCAAAAAUCUGGCCACCAUCUGUCGCAGUCGUGGUAACGAAACCUGUGUUGCGGACGUGACUUGCCUCCCCUUCCGCUCAGACUCUUUUGACGUGGUCUUGUGCAUCGCUGUCAUACAUCACAUGGCCACCAAGGAGCGGCGCCAGAAGGCUGUGUCUGAGAUUGUUCGGGUCCUGCGGGCUGGCGGGCGAGCUCUGCUGUACGUGUGGGCCAUGGAGCAAGACCUACAGGAGAAGCCGUCCAAGUACAUCCACGUGAACAGACAGAAGAGGAUAGAGGGGAGUGGUUCGCCGGACGAUGAGGCAUGUGUGGUGAGCGGUGACCACUCGAGGAUUGCGUCGUCAGAGUCGGAGGAGAGUGGUCGUGUCUCUGCUGGUGGUGAUGGUGGGUUUGUGGGGGGAACGCAGAAAAUGUCUGAACUGCCCGGUGAUGUGGAAAAGAAGAGUGACAGAGAUAUGGGUUUGGAGGAACGGUAUGGCUCAAGUGUAGGAAGUAGGAAGGAGCUCAGUGACAAAAGUUGUUCUGUAUCAGGAAGUGUCUGUCGUGGAAUCGAGCGGUGUGGUGAGGAAAAGAAAGAGUCCGAUGGAAGUGAGAUUGUUUCUGAUUGUUCUGGACUCAGCAUUUCUGAGAGAUGUAAAGACGAGGGGGUGAGUGCCGGAGAGGAAAAGAUUACCCGGAAAGAUGGCUCUGAAGCCAACUUGGAGAGUCACGACAAGGGUAGGACAACGGGGAAGAAACUCCAGAUUCACGUCAACAGAACACAGUUUCAGGACCAGGACAUGCUGGUACCAUGGCAACUGAAAAAGGCAGCCAAAAGCUGCGAUGUGUCUGCCUCAGGGAGCGAUCAACAACAGGUGUUUCACCGUUACUAUCACAUGUUCCAACAGGGGGAGCUGGAGGCAGUGUGCCAGGGUGUGCCGGAUUGUUCAGUGAGAAAGAGUUACCAUGACCAGGGAAAUUGGUGCGUUGUUCUUGAAAAAUUGUGAUUGUGAAAUUGUGAUUGUGAGUACAUUAAUAAUAUAAUAAAUCAUACGAAAAGGGA
Molecule: messenger RNA, 2339 nt
Organism: Aplysia californica (California sea hare)
Lineage: Eukaryota; Metazoa; Mollusca; Gastropoda; Aplysiida; Aplysiidae
Product: alkylated DNA repair protein alkB homolog 8
Biological process (GO): tRNA wobble uridine modification
Cellular component (GO): cytoplasm; nucleus
Molecular function (GO): tRNA binding; S-adenosylmethionine-dependent methyltransferase activity
Source: RefSeq, a predicted model, not a curated record